Cuscuta campestris is the source of this 1376-nucleotide messenger RNA. Lineage: Eukaryota; Viridiplantae; Streptophyta; Magnoliopsida; Solanales; Convolvulaceae. The record is from the annotation of a GenBank genome assembly.
GACGAGGAUCAAUAAUAUCCAAACCAUUUUGUCUAAUUUUGUCUGUAACUUCUCGAAUUUGAAUUUUUCUACUCGAAAAAAUCCUAAAAUUCGAAAUUGAAUCCAAAAUGGGGGGUUUUGCAAAUCGUCAUCAAAUCUUGCAAUUGAAGGGUCCUUGGAGGUUGCCCGGAUGCCACGACCACAUUGGACUUGGUGCCCGCCGUCAAAAUUGAGAAUGAGUUUAUAUUUAAUGUCAAAGUUACACCGACGCUGUCGUGCACGCGCCGCAAAGUCGCGUGGGCGGACCAAAGUCCCCCCAACAAAACAUUUCGUACCAAACCGAAGACUCAAAAGGCGAUGCCCGAAAACUCUCUCUUCUCAUUCCCCCACACUCUCUCCUUCUAACUUUCUUUAUUUCCCGGCGACUCUGCUUCCGGCCGCCGUGUUUCUCUCUCUAGAAUCCGACCCGGCGAUGGAAGCCCCGUUAAUGCGUCUAAUGUCUUCUUCCCCUGACACCCACAGAAGUAAUAGUUCAAGCAGCAGCACCAGUAGCACUACCCACAGCAAUGGUCCGGCGCCGGCGGCGGCGCCGUCGCCUCGGCCGGCGCAAUCCCCGCGCCCGCCUGUACUCCCAGUCACCAGAUCCGACCCGAAUAACCCUUACCCGACCACCUUCGUCCAGGCCGACGCUUCCUCUUUCAAGCAAGUGGUCCAAUUUCUCACCGGAUCCUCCGAUACGGCCAAGCUCGCCACCGCCUCCUCCUCCGCCCGAUCCGAACCGUCGCGGAGCCCGAUCCCGCCGGUCAAGACCGGCACCACGAAGAAGGAGAAGUCCGGCGGGUCGAGGCUGUACGAGCGGAGGAACAGCCUGAAGAAUUUCAAAAUCAACCCUUUGGGUCCGGGAGGAUUCGGGUCUCCCCGGCCGGGCACGCCGGAGUUUCUGUCGCCGAGCAUACUCGAUUUCCCGUCGCUGGCGCUCAGUCCGGUGACUCCGCUCAUACCCGACCCGUUUAACAGAUCUCCCACCCUGAACAUGGAGGCUGAGGAGAAGGCCAUCGCCAAGAAAGGGUUCUACCUCCACCCGUCUCCGGCGAGCACCCCGAAGGAUUCGGAGCCCCGACUUUUACCCCUCUUUCCACUCACCUCUCCCAGAAUCUCAAGUUCUCUUCAUUCUCAUUCUUGAGUGAGUCUUUUUUUUUUUAUUUUAAAAUUACUAAUCUGUUGUUAUAAUCAAGAAAUAUUCCAAUCUCAUAAUUAUUGUUAUUAUAAUUGUUGUCAUUGUGGACUUUUUAUGUAAUGAGGAUCUUGAAAAUCUGGGAAAAUAAUUAUAAAAUUAAAUAAGAAAAAAAAAAGAAGAAUUGGUUCAAGUGUAAAUGAAAUAUAAUUUGUGUGAUUUU